This is a messenger RNA of Nilaparvata lugens (brown planthopper), 3272 nucleotides long. It is a transcript of the gene Tao, whose product is annotated as serine/threonine-protein kinase Tao. Gene Ontology annotation, biological process: protein phosphorylation. The record is from RefSeq and is a predicted model, not a curated record. The coding region runs from base 609 to 3272 and encodes 887 amino acids. Gene Ontology annotation, molecular function: ATP binding; protein kinase activity. Lineage: Eukaryota; Metazoa; Arthropoda; Insecta; Hemiptera; Delphacidae. The transcript has a single exon.
CAACAGCUGGAGGCUAAAAAGAUAGAUUCCUAAAUCCUAACCUUGGUUUGUGUUAUUUACCUUUGAUAAUUGAAGUAAAUGUAUUAAGUAAAAUUGUGUCUGAAGUGAUUUCUCAUGAAAUUUUGAUUUGUUAAUUUGAUGAUGUUUGUUUUUAGUGACGAUUUUAUACGGGAUCUUGUGUUAAAUAUCAGAAAAUGACUCUAGAAUACUUGUGUUAAUCAGCUGAUACAUUCGUAGGCUAGGCCUAGCCUAGUCUCAAAAAUAUGUCUUUAUUUGAGAAAAAGUGCAAAAUUUUAUAUAUUUGAUAAAUGAUAGUUUGUUUAAGAACAUGGAUGAUUAAUUUUGAAAUACUAUCUGAUCUUUUUUAACGCAAAUUCGUCAUAAUAUAGAUAACCUUACCGAAACAAUGGACUCAGCCUAGAUAAUAACCUAAUUAGAAUUGCAUCCUUCAUCCAUACCAUUUUGGUGAAUUCAUCGUGUCUAAUAAAUGAAAUGGCUGUGAUAAGUUGUGUAGAUUUAUCUGUAGGUGUUACAAUUCCUAGAAAUUGAGUUUUCAAAUUGUAAAAAUCGUAAACUUAUACUUGGGCGUAUUGUAAUCAGUUUUAAACAUGCCUGCUGUUCCAAGACCGGGAAGUGUCAAAGACCCAGAAAUUGCCGAACUAUUUGAUGCGGAAGACCCCGAAAAAAUAUUUGAAGAUCUCCGAGAAAUUGGCCAUGGAAGCUUUGGUGCUGUCUAUUAUGCAAGAUGCCUUAUCUCAAAGGAAAUUGUUGCGAUCAAAAAAAUGUCUUAUGCUGGUAAGCAAAGCUCAGAGAAAUGGCUGGAUAUCUUGAAAGAAAUACGAUUUCUUCGUCAGUUGAAUCAUCCUAAUACAAUUCAAUAUAAGGGAUGUUAUCUUAGAGACAAUACAGCAUGGCUUGUUAUGGAAUAUUGUUUAGGUUCCGCUUCCGAUAUCAUUGAAGUACAUAAAUGGCCUCUAAAAGAAGAAGAAAUUUCUGCCAUAUGUGAAGGUGUCCUAAAAGGAUUGCAUUAUUUACACUCUCUUGGUAGAAUACACCGUGAUAUUAAAGCCGGAAAUAUACUUUUGACUGAAAAUGGUACUGUUAAAUUGGCUGACUUUGGAUCUGCCAGUAUAAAAUGUCCAGCAAAUAGUUUUGUGGGAACUCCAUAUUGGAUGGCUCCAGAAGUGAUCUUAGCUAUGGAUGAAGGUCAGUACGAUGGAAAAGUUGAUGUGUGGUCCCUUGGUAUUACAUGCAUUGAACUAGCUGAAAAGAAACCUCCAUAUUUUAAUAUGAAUGCAAUGAGUGCUCUUUACCAUAUUGCUCAGAAUGACUCACCCGUUCUACAGUCACCUGAAUGGUCCGACGUAUUCAGACAUUUUGUUUCAUCAUGCUUACAAAAGAACCCUAUCGAACGACCCUCUUCAGGAAAACUUCUCACACAUCAGUUAGUGACGAGGUCCCGAUCUCAACAUGUUCUGAUAGAUCUUAUUCAACGAACAAAAGACGCCGUUAGAGAGCUUGAUAGUUUGAAUUAUCGUAAAAUGAAAAUUCUGAUGACAGAUGCAGAGAGUGAGAGCACUGUGGGAGAUGUGGAUGAAACAGUGGAAGAGGGGGUGGCAGGGGGAGACAGGGACAGCAGCAAGAGCAACAGCAUCACAUCGGAGCACUCGAUCCACUCGGUGGGGGUGAGCGCCAGCUCUCAGGGCAGCUCCACCAACAGCCUGCUGCCUCCCACCCCUGAGUCCAGUCACGACAUCUCGCCCAUGCACCACCGCGGCCGCUCGCCCCGCGACCUCACCAUGCUCACCGAGCAUGGCGCCAACAACUUCUCCACCAUCAAAACCACAACCAUUGUCACCAAACAGCAGAAAGAGCAUAUGCAGGAGGAAAUGCACGAACAAAUGACCGGCUACAAGAGAAUGCGGCGUGAACACCAGGCGGCUCUCAUCAAACUCGAAGAAAGGUGCAAAAUCGAGAUGGAAAAUCACAAGCAACAGCUUGACAAAGAGUAUGAAACCCUACUCAUCCAGUUUAGCAAAGAGUUGGAAAAACUACAAAUAGCUCAACAACAGGAGCUGGAGAAGAAAUAUAAGAAAAAUGCUACAUCAGAAAAGAAAUUUGUCAAAGAUAUAACCGUUAGACAAGAGCAGGAUAGGAAAACAUUCGAUGUACAGAUGAAGAAACAGUAUAAAGCAAAUAAAGAGAGGUGGAAGAGAGAGUUGAGUAUGGAUGAUACAAAGCCAAAAAAGCAGAGAGAUGCCUAUUUACAAAGUCAGCAGGAGAACCAAAAACAGAUGGAACUACAAGAAGAACAGCGACUAAUGAGAAGCCAAAAAGAAUAUUUGGACCUUGAAGUAAGAAAAUUUAGACGAAAAAAAUUACUUAGUUUUCAUAGUCUGGAACAAGAAAUUCUUAGAGAAGAAUUGAAUAGACGACAGAACCAACUUGAGCAGGCUCAUGCUAUGCUUCUGAGGCAUCAUGAGAAAACAAUGGAGCUUGAGUACCGCCAACAGAAGUCGGUACAUCUGCUGCGUGAAGAGCAAAUACAAAGACAACACUCAACUGAGCUACAAAACCAGCAGGAAUAUACAAAUCGCUCUCAGCGAGACCUUCGUAAAAAGCAUGCUCUGGAAAUAAAGCAGCAACCAAAGUGUCUUAAGCAGAAAGAGUCGCUCAUCCGAAAACAGUUUCGUGAAACUUGUAAAAUCCAGACAAGGCAGUACAAAGCCUUGAAGGGGCAGAUACUAGCCUCGACACCAAAGGACGAUCAGAAAGCAGUCAUCAAGAAGCUGAAAGAAGACCGCCGAAGAAAGCUGGCAUUACUGGGAGAACAGUACGAGCAGAGCAUAGCCGAAAUCAUGCAAAACCAGUCGAUUCGUCUGGAUGAGUCGCAGGAGUUGGAGUGUCACCAUCUGAAGGAUCGUCUGCACUAUGAGUUGGAGAUACUGAUGGCCUACCAGAGCAAGAACAAGAUCCAGGCGGAGGCGCAGCGCAACAGAGAGCGCAAAGAGCUGGAGGACAGGGUGUCGGUGAGGAAGGCGCUGCUCGAACAGAAGAUGGAGACGGAGACACAGCAGUUUCUGCAGGAGCGGUCCGACCGUAUCCGCAUGCUGCACGAGCGUCAGGACAAGGAGUUGCAGCACUUUGACGAGGAGUCGGCGAGGCUCGGCUACUCGGCACUCGCUAUCGCUGAGGCGUCGCGCGAGAACUACCCCGACGACGACAGUCUCUCCGGCAGCAUGCUCAGUCUCACAGAUAAAUUAACUGAUUAA